UCAAUUACAUAAGAAGCAUAGUUCAAAGAAUGCCAGCUGGUGUAUCAUUCUCUAGAUACAUUCGAUUCGUUGUGACCUCUAUGGUUACGAUGCUGGCCGGAGCACAAAUCGUUCAUACAUAUUACAAACCACUUGAACAUUUAGACAAGGAAAUCGAGGAAGAGUUUCAAAGGCGAAAAAACGCCUCCGGAUUGCAAUAGCAGUAAUAAUGUAGUGACUUAACGCCAGCCAUGUAACACAAAUAAAAGUUGCGCUCUGUCAUUAGACGCAUAAUUCUCCGAGUAA
This is a messenger RNA of Orussus abietinus, 285 nucleotides long. RefSeq lists its product as uncharacterized. Gene Ontology annotation, cellular component: mitochondrion. Lineage: Eukaryota; Metazoa; Arthropoda; Insecta; Hymenoptera; Orussidae. Bases 30 to 200 code for a protein of 56 amino acids. The transcript has a single exon. The record is from RefSeq and is a predicted model, not a curated record. Gene Ontology annotation, biological process: mitochondrial respiratory chain complex III assembly.